This is a messenger RNA of Podarcis muralis (Common wall lizard), 3004 nucleotides long. Lineage: Eukaryota; Metazoa; Chordata; Lepidosauria; Squamata; Lacertidae. The record is from RefSeq and is a predicted model, not a curated record.
GGGACGGCAAUUCAUUCAUUAGCUUGCAAAGUAGUCUGAGCCUGACGUGCUGAUAGUCAACAAAACUACAACAAACUCCACCAGCUCCCACAGGGAAAUGGUUCCAUAAACGAGCAGCCACCAACGAUGAGCACUCCAUUUAAAAUAAAUAAAUAUAUUUAUUUCCACCGUAUCAAAGCUGCUCGAGGCUCCACCCAACUCCAAGGCAGCAGAGAUCCUGAGUUUCCCGGAAAUCCGAAUUUCCUGGAACGGGAACAAGCCCAUUUGCAGGCGGAAAAGAGAGAGAACGAAACCAGCUCUCUCUUCCUGGCGAAGCAAGCAUGGCUGCUUUUGAGGGUCCCGUCCGGGAUCUCUGCGAGGAAGCCACUUGCUCCAUUUGCCUGGAUUAUUUCAGAGAUCCAGUGAUCAUUCAUGAGUGUGGGCACAACUUCUGCCGAUCCUGCCUGGUCCAGUGCUGGGAGAAAUCCGAGGGAGAGGCUUCCUGCCCUCAGUGCAGGGAAAAUGUUGAGCAAAGCAGCAUCAGGCGAAACCAGCAGCUGGCAAAUUUUGUAGAAAUAACUAAGAAAUUCAGCCAUCUGGGCGGGAAAAAGGAGGGAGAAGGAAAAGGAAAGGUCUGCGAGAAGCACCAGGAGCCCCUGAAGCUCUUCUGCCAGGAGGACGAAAUCCCCAUCUGUGUGGUGUGUGACAAAUCCAAGGAGCACAAAAGCCACGAGGUGGUUCCUCUAGAGGAGGCGUCCCAGGAGUACAAGGAUCAGAUCAGCAGCUGCCUAGACAAUGUGAGGAAGGAGAGAGAGAAAAUUCUAGUAUUUAAAGCAGACACAGAAAAGGAAAGCCAAGACCUGCUUAAACAAACAGGUGCAGAGAGGGAAAAGAUGGUGGCUGACUUCAGGCAACUGCACCAGUUUCUGGAAGAACAGGAGAAACGUAUUCUGGCCCAGAUGGCAGAGGUGGAGAAGGAGAUUGCAGCCAAAAGGGAGGAGCACCUGGCCAGACUCUCCGGGGAACUCUCCUCUCUUGACAGCCUCAUCCGGGAGAUGGAGGAGAAGCUUCAGGAACCAGCGAGUGAACUCCUUCAGGAUAUUGGAAGCUUCUUGCAGAGGUCUCAGGAGAAGGAGAACUUAGAGGAUCCUCCUGUGGCUUUUCCUCCUGCCCUGAAGUGGAGGAUCUGGGACGUCUGUGAUAUAAAUCUCUUCCUGGAGGGAGUCAUAAAGAAAUUCGGAGACACUGUGGAAUAUGGACUUCAGCUGCAAAAAGAAAACAUAACUUUGGAUCCAGACACAGCAAAUCCCUGGCUCAUCCUCUCUGAGGAUCGCAAGAGUGUGAGAGAGGGAGAAGUGCGUCAAGACCUGCCAGACAACCCUGAGAGAUUUGACACAGAUGGCGAUUUGCUGGGAUGUGAGGGUUUCACAUCAGGCAGACAUUUCUGGGAGGUCACUGUGGGAAAAGAGGAGGGGUGGGUGGUGGGGGUGGCCAGAAAGUCUGUGAAGAGGAAGGGCGUUUUGUAUUUUAAUACUACGGAAGGGAUCUGGGGUUUGGGGAAGUGGGACGGUGUGUACAAGUUCUGCUCCCCCCUUGAGGCCCCUGUUCCACGUGAGGAACCUGAGAGGAUCCGAGUGGCCCUGAACUGUGAAGGGAGACGGGUGUCCUUUUACAAUGCAGACACAGCAGCCCUCCUCUGCACAUUCCUGGCAGCCUGCUUUUCAGAAGAGACCCUCCAGCCCUACUUUUAUGUGAGCGAGAAAGCGAACCUGAGACUCUCUUGACUGAAGGUGCAGAAAGACAAGCAUAUAUUCAUGGCCAUCAUGACAUAUUGAGUCUCCUCUUCAGGACUGAGCUGACAGGCACUUCAGGAGAAACCAUAUUUGCAGAACUGUGAUUGGCCAUCCCUUGUGUCAAUCAUGAUGCAACUCUCCCUUCUCAGGCCAGUUUUGUGAAUGACACUGAUGGAUUGGGUCGCCUUUCAGUCCCCAAACUUGCCUGUUCUCUCUCCCUUGGGAAUCGGCUACUUCUGUCGAUGCAGGAGGUGCAAAAGGAGAAAAGAAGCAAGAAAAUAAUUUAGGAGACAACAGCAAACCUCCCCACAUUCCUGUUUCGAUGUAGUUCUCUCUCCAACCUCCAAUUCUGACACAUUUUCUAUAGACAAUACCAUCAUCUUUUCUGAAUAAAAUCAGAAUUAUGUACGGGCAUCACUUAAAACAUUUCCUCAGCCUCAAUCCUGAACUCAUAUUCCCUUUUCCUCCCCCAAUUUCUCCACUGGCUAGGGAGAUGGAAAUUCCAAAAUUCCAUUUUUUUGCUACUCCUCAGGGAAGCUUAUGUGGCAGUUCAGCAAAAUCUCCAUAUCCAAAGAUUGUUUGCUAGUUUGAGUACAGUCGGCCCAAAAUUCAUGCGCAACUUACUUGCGUGAUCUCAGCCUGGAACCCUUUGUCAAAACACAAAUUAAUAAAUAGAAAGAGGGCGAAAGACCAGGAAAAACUGUUGGAAGGGACUGUGUGAGAUCUUACAAUAGUCUCCAGAGCCCAGAAAGCAAUGGGGGGGGGGGCUUUGGCAAUGGUGGAAAGAGUUUCUAAGUCCACCUUGCUUACUGACCUCUAGAAAGGUCAAGAUUCUGGCUUCAGUCAAGCAGUAUGGUUGCUUGGUGGGCGUUUUCGGGGGGGGUCUUCCUGACUCACACUAUAUUGCCUUUGCAUGCUGACCCCAGAGACGUAACCCCUCUGCAGGUUUUGGGUAACAAAAUCCCCUUCGACAGUGAAGAGCCUCUGUCAGAAGCUCUGAGGAGAAAACAUUGGCAAACAUUGAGAAUUUUGGGUUAUGUGUAUGUGGUAAAUUCCCAUGUAUAAAAUUAUUUUCACCAAGGUGGUUUGUAAUGAAGAGUCAGAUACUUACCUGUAUUUUUAAAGAUCCCCUCUUCUUAUCUUUUUGUAUAACGAGCCUAAAAUAAUUUGGGGAUAUGUUUCAUGCACUAACAUGUUUGAUUCUACUAAAGAUUGUACUUCUUGUUGCUCCU